Physcomitrium patens is the source of this 2245-nucleotide messenger RNA. Lineage: Eukaryota; Viridiplantae; Streptophyta; Bryopsida; Funariales; Funariaceae. The record is from RefSeq and is a predicted model, not a curated record.
ACUCUCGCCUCAUCCCUCAGUGGUGCCUACUUGAGCAUGCAUGCUGCUUGAGUCGGAUCCCACCAGGGCUCUUCUCCAUUAUUGUUUCCCAUGUUCAUGUCGACCUCGUCCGGUGUGUGACGAGCUCUUUACAGUGACGAAGACCAUUUUCAGUGGCGCCUAUCACUUCUGGAUUAGCCUGAUGUGAAGUCCAACAUGUCCGUGCACUGAAAUCUGAACUGGAACAACUUUUUUUUGAGUAUUUUGUUGAUGAAGGUAAUUUUAUAAGUUUGUCUAAUAGGAUUGCUCGGGAUUCGUGUUGUCGGGUACGAUGGCGCAUCCGAGCGGAGCCUUUGUUGCGCUUUUCAGGUGCUUCAGAACAGUUGUGGGAAAUAUAACGCAGUGUUGUCUGGAUACGAUGUUCAUGUGUACUUUAGGAAGCAGGUACGAAUCAGAUGAUGAUCAUACACAGCUCCUUGAUUCCAGUGACGAUAAUACCAGUCUAGAUGAGACUGAAGCUUCAGAGGAUCAGGUGUUAGACAAGUGGAAUUUAUAUUACACAUGACGGAACAAGGUUCGGAAAUUUCUGAUAAGAAGGAUAAGAUUAGGAGUUUGGUGUGCGUAGAACAGGAAUAGGCGUCGUGACAGGCGUAUGACGGUGAAGGUGAUGUUGGUUAUUGGUGGAAGCAGUUGAAGUGUUAGUAAUAUACAUGCGAAUAACAUUUGAACCAGGAAGAAACUAGAGGGGGACAACUGCGCUUUCGAAGAUACACAAAAGUGUACUAAUGAGCCUCGCUAAAUGGAAGGCUGUUUGCGUACUGGUGAUCGUGAUUGUUUUCAUACUCUUGUUUCUGCCACUGGCUAACGCUGCCGGUGGCGAUUAUCCAUUUUUGAAGAAUGCUUCCGCUGCGCCGCCUGUUGCCACCGAUUUCGACUACAUCAUUGUGGGCGGCGGCACUGCGGGUUGUCCUCUCGCGGCCACCUUGUCGCUUAACUAUUCUGUUCUGUUGCUCGAAAGAGGAAACACGCCUUACGGCAACCCUGACAUCGAGAGUGCCGCCAACUUCGGAAAACUCAUCUCCAACAUCCAGGGCAACACCUGGUUCUCGCCCGUACAGAGUUUCCAGUCCCAGGAUGGCGUGUUCAACCGGCGCGCUCGGGUGCUUGGAGGAGGCAGCUCCAUCAACGCGGGGUUCUACAGCCGAGCCAGCGACGAUUACGUGAGCAGAGCCGGCUGGGACGCGGGGAUGGUGGCGUCCGCUUAUGAGUGGGUUGAGAGCGUCGUGGCAUUCUUUCCUCGAUUGCAACAGUGGCAAACAGCAGUGCGAGACGCAUUGUUGGAGGUAGGUGUUGGUCCGGACAAUGGGAGGACUUACAAGCAUGCCAGCGGCACGAAAGUUGGGGGUUCAAUUUUCGACGAGGCUGGGAAGCGUCACACAGCCGCUGACCUGCUUCAGUUCGCGAACCCGAAUAACAUCACGGUUCUACUCUUCGCAAACGUGCACAGGAUCCUCUUCGCUCCCCCAGUGCCAAGGAGUCCCCCCCGAGCUAUUGGAACCGUGUUCUCUGACAGCCUAGGCAUUCGGCAUCUAGCAAUGCUUCGUGAACCCUUGAAGAGCCAAAUUCUACUGGCAGCUGGUGCAAUUGGAAGCCCACACUUUCUUAUGUUGAGCGGGGUUGGGGAUGUGGACAUACUCGAACCAUAUCGAGUACCUGUAGUUUUGAACUCGUCAAGCGUUGGGAAGGGCAUGACUGAUAACCCAGCGAAUUCCAUGUAUGUUCCGUCUCGAAUUCCUGUGGAGAUUUCGCUGAUGCAGACAGUCGGGAUUACUGAUUUUGGAGGCUUCAUUGAAACAUCUAGCGGCAUCCGAGCUGUAUUGUUCCAAUUGGAAUCGCUAGUUACAACGCCUCCGAGUUUAAGAAGCAAAAACCUAUUGUUAAAGAAUAUAGAAGAGCUCAGAAAUCUGCCUCUUGAAACUCAAAGAAUGCUUGGACAAGCUGGCGUUAUUUUUCAGAAAGUGGACGUGCCCGCCUCGACAGGGACUCUGAAGAUCUGUAUACAUGCACCGAAACUGCACGAGUGGUACAACAAAUUCUUAAAUCAGAAGCUAUGAAGGAUUUUACAUACACAAGUUUCCCGUAUUCUGCACUCAACAAUACGAAGCUGAUAGGGAAUGUAAUGCCAUCUGAGCAGGAUGUGAAAACACUCUCAGAAUGGUGCCGUAAUACAGUGACUACCAUCUGGCAAUACCACGGAGGCUGCCAA